Lucilia cuprina (Australian sheep blowfly) is the source of this 10019-nucleotide messenger RNA. RefSeq lists its product as uncharacterized. Gene Ontology annotation, cellular component: membrane. Lineage: Eukaryota; Metazoa; Arthropoda; Insecta; Diptera; Calliphoridae. Gene Ontology annotation, biological process: G protein-coupled receptor signaling pathway. Gene Ontology annotation, molecular function: G protein-coupled receptor activity. The record is from RefSeq and is a predicted model, not a curated record. The transcript has 16 exons. The coding region runs from base 875 to 6526 and encodes 1883 amino acids.
CAACACUUAAUAUAAAUGUGAAAAAAACCAAAAGAAAUUUAAAAAAAUAUUGUGUAAGCCUCUUUAAAAUACACCAGAGGUUUACAAUUUUUUCUAAACCGUAAUACUUAACUAAAAAAUAAAAUAUUUUUUAUUUUUUAUUAUUUGUUCCCUUUAAACAUUCUACAAGAAAAAAAACAAGUGUAUUAAAAAAAAGUGUUUGGGUUUUUGUGGCUUUUCCCUAAUGAGACCUUAAGUGACUAAUUAUCAUAAAAUUCUACUACGGUUUUUUGCUGCAGUUUUCCACUUUAAGUUUCUACAUAGAAAGAUUCCCUGGGAAAAAAUUUUCUAUUUAGUUUUACAGCAUAUAAAAAUAUUUACUAAAAGAUUAUCAACAAUAACUUGUGUAGUAUUCACAAUAGUUGGAUAUUGGCUUAAAAUUCAUUAGAAAACUGAUUUAAUUGCUGCAACAAAAAAAAAAAAAAUAUAAAUAAAGAACAGAAAAAUUCAACUUCCACCAACAACAUGUGGUUGCAGCAUGAAAACAAAACAUUAAAAUUUCAUAAUAAUUCAUAGUUUUUCGUUGAAAAGGAAAAAACCUAAAAACAAAUGUGGCGCCAUGUUAAGGAUGAUUUAUGAAAAAACCAACAAUAAUAAAGUAAAACAUUUUAUUAAAAUAUUAUUUAAUUAUUAUGAGACCACAGUGAAAUUGAAACGUUUAAAAAUUCAAAGGUAGUCUCAAUAAGAAAAAAAUAAAAAUAAGUUGCCGCAAAAAAAGGAAUAAAAUCUGAAUAAAAUAACGGAAACGUUUAUAAGAAAAUAAUUUUAUAAAAUUUAUGAAUGUCAUUCCUUUCAUUUUUGUGCUUAAGAAAAAUAAAAAUUUUAAAAACAAACGAUGCUGGCUAUUAAUAUUAUUAUGAAUUUAGCAAAAAUUAUGCUUAUCUUUAAUGGUCUUAAUGUGUCACUGAACAAUGUAGAUGCCACCAUUAGCCCCAGCUCUCUGGCCAUAUCUAGCAGCAGCACAACGAAAGACCAUAAAGAGAAAAUAAUGGUUGAAGAGCAGCCGAAAAAGGUGGGCCAAUCGGUGGCAGUGGAUGCCAUAGAUGUUUUAAAUAUACGACAUGAACGUUCCAAACAACGAAGACAUUCCAGCUUAAACGAAAAGGAGCAACAACUGCAUUUGCCACAGCCAAAACAGCAGCUACAUUUAACAAGAACAUUACAUGAGAACAAUCCAGGGAAUAAGGAAUUGCAUUUACAACACAAAGUUUAUGAACAAAAGGCAGUGGCUGUCACAAACAUUGAUGAUAAAAUUGAUGGUGGUGAUGAUGAUAAUGAGCAACAGCAAAUCCCAUUGAUAACUAAACCGGAAUUGAACGAGUUUUCACAAAAAUUUCAUUCAUCGAUUAGCAGUGAUGAAAAUGAAAAUUCGAAAAAACUAGUUGCAGAUGGUCUUGUUGAUGUAAAUGACAACGAUGUUGUUAACAAUGUUACUGAACAUUUGAAUAAUGUAAAUGAUGUAAUUGUUGCCAAAGAUAGCAGCAGCAGCAGUAAGAGUAGCAGUGGUACCAGCAACAUUAAAAGCUUGUUUGAGGCCACUGCGGCAACACAUCAUUUAACACCUUCUGCACCAUUUCCCACCACAACCCUAAAAACGGUAACUCACAAAAUACGAAAAUUGCAUAAAAAGAAAAUUGUUGAGAGUUUGCGACAAUUGAAUAUUGACAAAUACCAUACAAAUGGUGGUCAUUUGACCAAAAAUCAUCAUCGAAGUUUGCUAGAAGCAGAACAGCUACAACAACAAGCUCAGUGGCAGGAUACAAAUAAAAUUUCUCAUAAAACAGACAAGAAUCAACAGCAAGAACAACAGAAACAAACAACAACUGUUGCCAACAGUAGAAAUCAAGUGGUCAAGGAAGAAGAGAGGGAGGAGUACAACGAAGAAGCUGAUAUGAUUACAAAUGAUAUUGACACAAAUGAAAGUGUAAAUGAUAGUGAUUUACCAGAUAUAAUGGAUAAAGAUGAUGCUGGUGAUGUCGAUGAUAAUGAUGAUGAUGAUAAAGAAGAUGAUAAUGACAAUGAUGAUAAUUUGUCGGAUGUAUUCUAUCAAAAUGAUGAGAAUGUUUCAAAUGUCAAUGAUGAUGAGGAUGAUGAUGACGUUGAUGAAUUAUAUGUCACCACCCACCCCACACUUUUGGAUGACAAAUUCGAUAAGCAAUUUAAAAACUUCUCCUCUGAAUUCAUUAAAGACAUUGACAAUAAUGUGGAUUUGGAUGAUAACGAAACAGAAAAUGAAAAUUUAUUAACUUCCUGGCAUGAGAUAAAAGAUUUAAAAUUUAAACCAUUAAAUUUAUCCGGUAGCUCAUUAAACAAUCCUGUUAAUAACUCUACCGAAGAUGCCUUUAAUACUACAUUCACCACAGAAUUUCCCUAUGAUUUUCCCUUCUCCUCCGAAGAUCAUUCUUUUGAGCCAUUACUCUCGGCCAGCACUAGUCAAGGUGGUAUACAUUUUGAACAUCAACAAUCGCAACAACAAUUCUAUGAAAAAGAAGAAAUAAAUUUUAAUGACUCAUUCGAUUUGACACAAGAUGAUUCUUCAGCUUCUAAAGAUCAAAUAAUGGAUGAAGCUAUUAUGGAAGAUGGAGAUGCUGAUAGCGGCCAUGCUAAUGGCUUUCCCUUAAGUAGUUUAGAUGAAUCGGAUUCUGAAACUGACACCGAAACUGAGGGUAUUUCUGAUGUGGCUGCUGAGGAUGAGACCAAUCAUUUUCUUGAAGGUGUUGUGGAUGCUGCUAAUUCGGAAGAAAUUUACGAUUGGGAUGAAAUAUCGCGUAGUAAUCGUCGUGAUUUAAUGCAUGGUCGUGACGUGGUAACGAAAUUUUUGCAAAUUGUCGAAACUCAGCAUUCGCUCGGUUCGAAUUGUGAGGCCGGUACAUCGUUGAAUUUGGGCGAGGGCGUGGUUGAUCGUUAUGCACAGGAUCGUUUUCGUAUCGAAGCAGAGGUGGCUGUUAAUCGUGCCAAUAUGUUGACCAGAAUAUUUAAAAUGACUUUAGCAUCUGUUCAGGCUGAUGUUAAUCUAUUGCAUGCGUCUGUUUUAUCAAUGGUGGAAUUUGAUGAUGAUAUUUUUGCUGCUGGCCAUUGUUUUGAUUGGAAUGAACAUCCCGCUCAACCUGGUCUAUUUUGUCCAUUUGCCUACCGUUUGCCACCACCCAAUUUGGGUGCAAUAUUAGCUAAAGAUUUAGCCAUGGAAUAUCAUUAUUUGGGUAAUACAUCUGAAUGGUUUUUUCAGGCGCGUAAAAAUGCUGAAAAAGUUAUAGCACGUAAUGAACAAUAUUUAAAAGCAUUUCAUUUGUAUUCCAACAAAACCGAUGAACGCAUUGAAGACGAUACACUGGCUGUGAAAUAUGAAGAUGGCAGAUGGUCGAAACCAUACUAUGACUGUGGUGGUGGCAAUAUUUGGAUGCUGACAUACACAGUGCCAUUUUUUGGUUACGAAAACUCAACCUAUCAUUUCAAAGGCACAUCUGGCAUUGAUAUUGAUUUGAGACGUGUCGAUAUUGAUCAAUGUCCUCAGCGCAAUAUACCAGGCUCAACGAAACCGCUUAACAUUUUUGCCGGGACAGACAAAUGUAAACAACGUACCACAAUGUGUGAGGCCAUACAAGGUCUAGGUUUUCGCAGGGGUUCGUAUAAAUGUGUUUGCCGCAAAGGUUAUUAUUUUCCGGAUACUACAAGUCAACAUAAAUAUUUUAAUGGCAGCCUUUUGGAGGAAGAAUACGAAAAGUUAAUGUUGGGUAAAAAUUCAACCUACAAUAUUGUCAACGAAUACGAAUGUUUGCCCUGUGCCGAGGGCUGUGAUUACUGUGAGGAUAGUUCGCCUUGUAUAGCCGCCUUAAAUUGGCCAAUGCGUACCAGUAUCUUGGCAUUGGCUUGUGUUGUAAUUGGUUUAUUACCACCAGCUGCUUGGUUUACAUUUCGAUAUCAACAAGUCAAAGUUGUACGUGCAGCCAGCCCUGCACUGUUACGUGUUAUUGCAUUGGGUGCCUUUUUCAUUUAUUGCACGAACAUUGUUAUGUAUCCGAAUCCGAAUUUAUAUACAUGUACGGCACGAAUAUGGCUGAGAGAAAUUGGAUUUUCCUUAACAUAUGGAGCAUUAAUGCUGAAAACAUGGCGGAUAUCAGUAAUAUUUCGUGUACGUUCAGCAAAAGCUGUUAAAAUAACAGAUGCUGCAUUACUUAAACGUCUGGGUUGUAUUUGUGGCGCCAUUGGCACUUGUUUGUUGGUGCGCACAUUGGUUUCACCGCCUGAUGUGGUCGUUGGUCGUACAGCUGAUGAUUUGAAGGCAUUUUUAUGUAAAACCGACUGGUGGGAUUAUACUUUUACAUCAAUGGAAGUUGUCUUUUUGGCUUGGGGCGUUCGUUUGUGUAUAAUGGUGCGCAAAGCUCCUUCUGAAUUCAAUGAAAGUCGCUUUAUAUCGAUGGCCAUUUAUAAUGAAUUUUUGCUGACGUGCUUUUUAAAUGUUUCUAUGCUUUUUCUACAAUCUCCAGCUAAUCCGGAUUUAUUGUAUAUAAUAUUUUUCUGUCAUACUCAAUUAACAAUUACAUUAUUGUUGGCUUUAAUAUUUGGCAGCAAGGUUUAUAUUGUUUUACGUAGUGGUAAAUCACAUCAGGAGAAUAUUGGCAUGGGUGCUAAGUCUUCCGGUGCCAAGUUUAAUUUUCGUCCUCAAGUGCGCACUUUUGCUAAUCCCAGUUCAGUGACAACAUCAACCGUACCGGUAGCGGCUACAACAUCUGCUGAAAAUAAACUAUCAGACCAAGAGGCUUUAGAGGAAGUAAGACAAUUGAGUAUGCAAUUGCAACGUAUACAGGAAAUGGCUCCACCCAAGGGUGUUGCUGUGAUGACAAUAUCCAGUCUAUUAGAUGGUUUAAAAACUCCCAGUAGCAUGGUGAUGGUAGCAGCUGCAGCCUCCCAAGGAGCAGGAAGAAAUCAAUUAACUGUGCGUCCACAGAAGACGGAAGCGCUACCAUUGCUUUCGUUGAAUACAGAAAUGCAAAAAUAUCAACAACUACAAGUGCCACAAAAAACAAUGACGACGACAAACAAUAAUGUUGCCGCUGUAAAAACCACACCAGCCAUAACAUUGCCGUCCACCCAAGUAACAGUUACAACAUCAACACCAACCAAGGCCAUUACGGACAUAGGACGAUGGGAGGAAAAGGCUGUAAAUACCGAAAUAAUAGGCAAUUGUAUAUCGGAAGAAGAGCUUAAAAACCGGCAACAGCAACAAGAACAUAUCAUAUGUCGAAGUUGCUAUGAGAAAUGUAAAGAUCAACUUCAUCACACUGACACUUCCGCCAAACUCAAUAAAUGUCAAAUUUUGGGUUCGCCUCAACAAGAGGGCAGUAUUAGUUUUAAGAAUAUUAAAUUGGAUUGUAUGUGCUCGCAAUCAGAUGAUCUGGAUCAGCUAACGGAACCGGAGCAACAAACAAUAAGAAGAAUAACAAAAAGAACGGCAGCAACAAAUACACCACCCAGUACAACACGCAAAAGAGCAGUUCAAACAACAGCGCAACACACUAAGGAUACUAAAGCCAUUAGUUCUGUCAGUUUGCCCAAUGACGAGAGUCACAGCAGAGCCACAAACCAAACCAUUAGUUAUGUAAGUCAACAACAAAAACAACAACAACAAAUUUGUGAUAAUUGUAAAAAUAAAUUCAAAAGAAAAGAAUCUUUUGGUAAAGCAACAUUAGCAGCUGCCGUCACUGAUAAAAAACAAAAAUCUCAGCAGCAGCUGCAACAGCAACAUAGAAAAUUAAGUAGAUUAAGCAGUAAAUGUAAUAAACUCAUAGCCGAUAUUGAAAAUUCCAAAGGAACAGCCGGCACAAAAUCAAUGCUAACCAAUAAAACGGCAACAGGAGCAACAAAAGCAACGACUACAUAUAAAACUUCCACAAAACUACAACCACAUGACUGUGAUGAAGAAACACAAUAUUCCACCGAUGAUAUAAUUUUCUACACUACCACGGAUACAAGCGACAGUGAAGAUGACGAAGACGACGAUGAUGAAGAUGUCGAUGAUGAAGACGACAAUGAGACUGAAGACGAUGAAAAUGCCAAUGCCAUUAGGGACGAUGAUUUAUCUUCCAGUCUUUCACACAGUAAAAGUGAAUCACGGGUGCCACUAAAACUAAAGCCUCAUACAGCCUCAAUAGAACUCAAGUGCAUAUCAUUGUCAUUGGGCAAUAUAACAACUACCAGUGCGACGGCCACAACAGCAUCCACGUCCUCUACUCUACAGCCAGAAUCAAUAAAAUCCCAAAAUGCCUUAAUAGAACCAAACUCCACUACUAUACAGGUGACAACAACAGCACCUCCAGCCUCUUCGACGUCUUCAACACAACAGCAACAAACGAUGACUCAGUCACAACCACCACCACCACCAACAAAUGGUUCCAAUGGCGGCAGCAGCAAUGGCAAAGCCAAACGUCCUGACAAGCUGGUCUUAAAUUUAAAUGAUCGUUCCAAAUUUACCAAAGAAGUAUCUGUCUGAGGUAGUAAAAAUAAACAUUUUUGGUUUCAACUAUUGUAAGACAAUUAUUAAUUAUUUUAUAUUACAAUUAUGUAAAUUAAAUUAAAUUAAAUUUAAUUAGGAUUUUUUGUAUUAAGUCGAUAAUUAGAUUAGGAUUGAAGAUGUUGGAUAAUUAUAGAAAGUUUAUGUUUUAAAGAAAUUUUCAGUUAAAUAUGUAGGAUGGAGAAAUUUUCCCAGUUCUAGUUAUAAAGCUUCAUUACAAUUUAUAUAAAAUACACAUUGGAUACAUUUAAGAUUAACAAGUUUUUAAUUGGGCAAUCCACAAUUGAAUAUGCUCUUGAAGAAAAGCGAGUUUUGCAUCUGAAGGUAUCGGGAAUGCUUUUGAUAUUUUCAGAGGAACCAUUAUUAUCUCGUUACUACAGAAUAUCGAUAUUAUAAUGGACAGAUUGCCACGCGUGUUUCACCCAAUCAAAACUAUCUGCAAUAAGUAUCUACCUUCAAUCCUAUAGUCGGUCGAGUUACCAACAUGGUUUUAAAUUACACCAAAGUAUUUAUAAUUUUCCAGUAACAUCAAUUGUCAAAGUAUGUACGGAUAGUUGUCAAAUCAACAACAAAAAUAUAAAAUAUCAAAUCAACAAAAAAUAAUAAUGUGUUAUCAAAGUGACAACACUAUGUUGUCAAGCAGAAUAUUUUGUUGUCGACAUUUAAACGAUACCUUGUUGAAAUCACAUCGAUUCAUUACCGAAAUAAUAUUAAGGGUAAAUAAAAUAAAAUACGUUGUUGCAAUGACAACGACAAGUUGUCAAAAUUAUAACGGUGGUUAUCAAAAUGAUAACUGCAAAGUCAACUAGUUAAUAUAAAAGUAGACCAUGUCAAAAAUGAUCAAACGAAAUGUCUAAAAACAUCACUUUCCUUUCGUUAGAAAGAUACAAGAAAAUACACCAUCUUUCAAAAGGAUUGCUAGUAGCUCAACUAUACGAAAGCCCUACUGUCGGUCGUUAUGUGCUGGUCGCUAAAUACUAAGAUUCAGUUUCAACUUCUCAUUGUAAUUUUGUAUUUCUGUUUAAACCAAAACUAUAUUUCUGUAUUUAAUCGAUAAUUUUUUAAUAAAGGAAUGCAUUUUCACUCCGCGCUUGAUGAUGUGCUUGGCCAUUUUCACCACGUCAUUUACAUUAUUGUCUAAAAAACAGAGUUUUCAAUUAAAAGAUAUCGCUGAGUUUAGCCCAGCGUUUCUUUUUAUAUAAACAAGUUGAUCAUUUCGAAACAGAUGAAACGUUAAGUGUUACCGUAUUGUAAAAAGAUGCAUGAACAUGGACUUUAUAUUUUUAAGGGUAUAAGGUGAGGAGAAGAAUGUAACUACGACUGAUCAAAAAAAAAUAAUAAUAAUAAUAAUUCCCUAGCAAACAUAAAAAAAUAACUGUAAACCAGUUUCAAAUCAGGAAAACUCGUGUAAGCAUAUUUAUAACCAGUUAUUUUUUGGCCAUCGUCAAACAAAAAUAAGUAGUUAUUCACCCAAAAAGUAAUUACGUACACUUUUUUCCAAUAUUAUUUGCCUACUUACCGGGUAAGUAAAGAUUUUGCUGGGGAAGACAUGGUUUACGAUUAUUUUUGUUUAUUAACGUCCUGAAUUACAUACGGCCAUGUUGUGGAUCAUUUGCUUUCAAAAUUGUAGCAAGGAAGUAGUUCUAAUAUUGGUCUUAUAUUGUUUACGUGGUCCUCUUACAAGACAUCACAAUGUUAAAGUGGAAUAUGUUUUUUUUUUCAUUCAUUUUCAUUUAAGUUUUGGCCAUUUCUAGUCCUUUGAGGAGUAAUAUUUACAGGCAUGUGUGAAAUGGUUUAAUUUUUUGCAUGGUUUAAACAAAUUUCUCCCUCAUACAUUCUAUGACAUUCAAAAGCUACGGUCCUCUAAAAGAUUGACAAUUUCAAUGUCAUCAAAGAAGAUUGAUUCUGACUUUAAUUAAGGAUUCUCAGAAAAAAAUUUAAAAUUCUUCUAGUAUACAACUCGAAUUAUAUUCGGAUAGUUUUGGACUAAACCUUUUACCUCACAAUCAUUAUAUAUCAACAAAUUUAUGAAGUAAGAACGUCUAUUUGGACUAGAUUCUAUGUUGGUCGAUAUCCUCUUAAGUAAGUGACUGCCUCUCAUUCUUCAUUAAUGUUCGAAAGUACCGCUAUAAGUUCAGAAUUUUCUUUAUGUAAGGUAGAUUCCUUAGAUAUGUGUAUUUCUUUCAAUUUAUUAUUGAAAUAUCAAUUUUCUCAAGGUAACAGAGAAUAUUUAUAUAUUCAAAAUUUUGCAUUCUUUAAGUUAGAUCUUUACGUUAGAUCGUAAUGAAGAUUGUAAUUACUUGUAAUGUGUAAUUCAAGUUUUGGAAAUUACAAUUACUUGUAAUUAAUCUUUGCCAAUUACAAUUACUUGUUACUUAGGUGUCACUUAUUACAAAUUACAUGUUAGUAUAAGGAACAAUUCCACAAUUACAAGUAAUUGUAAUUGACAAUACUUGAAUUACAAUUAGAAGUGCAUGUCAUUGGUUAUUGUACAAUAACAUUAACAAUUGUUAAUUGGUUGUUGCACAAUUAUAAUAAUAAGUAAUUGUAAUUGAUUAUUGCACUAUUAGACGUAAUUACAUAUUGUAAAAGCCAAAAAUUUGCAUUACAAUUACAUUUAAAAUAGUGUAAUGAUUACUUUAAUUAAUUUUAAAAAAUUUAGACUUAUUCAGCAAAAAUUUGAAAUCUUUGUUAAUUACAGUAGUUAUUUCAUACAUUACUUGGUAAUGAGUGUUCAUUAUCAUCCACAUUAUUUUAUUUAGCUGAUAGGAUUAUUACUGGCAUUGUCCUAAUUGUCCAGGGCGUUCAUUUAACAAUUAGGGGAUUUGUGAUUCGAGACCUGCUAAAUAAAGUAGAUUUUUUUCAAAAUGACAUUCAGUAAUUACUAAUUAGUAACUAGUUUCCACUUGGUUCCAAUAUUACUUCCCAGCAAAAACUGGGUAAUGGCUUUCAAUUGUAUUACUUAUCUAACAACAUACCUUUCAAUGACAACUAGAUAUCGCCUGGAUUACAUAGGAGUAGUCUAAUAAGGUCUUACUAAUAAUGUAUUAUAUAAAUACUUUUUAAUUCAUUAGUCGUCUUACCAGUAAAAAUAUAGAAGCUGUAUAGGUUUUUUCGUGCGAUUUACAAUGAUUACUUUUUCUAAUUAUUUGUAAUCGUUUGUGCUUGCCUUCAAUGUCAUAACCCUGUUAAAAUAAUGACUUAAAAUGCUAUUGUGUAAGUAAAUUUUAGCAUUUUAUCCCAUUACAUGGUAAUGAAUGUUUUUACUGGGUUUCUAGCUUAUUAGGUAAUGAAAGUUUUUGCUGGGUAUAUCAUACUCAUUUCAUUAUGUCAACUUUAAAAAUAUUUGGUAAAGUCUUAUGUUUUGAAAAGACAAUUUAUAAUUAUUAUGAAGCUUUUAAUAGAACUGAGGAAAAGUUUUGAAAAGAAAAUAAUAUUUUCAAAUAAUUUUAAUAUUUAAGUAAAAAUUUAU